CUUCACUUCGACGUCGCUUUUCCAAUCCACGACAUCGAGUACAGGCAGGAUUCCUCACACGGGAUCCAACGGACGCCCCUGUCUGAAGUCGAUCUCGGCAUGCAAGCUGCAGACCAGAAAAUAAUCAAGAUGACCAUCAAAUUUCAGCGCGAUCCAUUCGAGUGGGAUAUCAAUGUGGAGCGUAAGGAAGGCAUUCGCGUUUGCGAUGUCUUCGAGGCGAUCCAUGCAGCUUUCGACAUACCGCUCACAGCCUACGAGAUGAACUUGAUUCCGUUUCACCUCCGUGCAGGGUGUCAGGAGGCGUUUAAGCUUCGCUGCAACCUUGCGCCGGUGCUUCCGAUCGCUCAACUUCGCCUAGGCUGGAAGCGUGUAGACGCCCUUCUGCACAAGACCAUCUUCCGCGCCCUGACUCGGUCAAAUUCGGGAGAAUGUUGGAUACUAAAUCUUGGC
Suillus clintonianus is the source of this 450-nucleotide messenger RNA. RefSeq lists its product as uncharacterized. The record is from RefSeq and is a predicted model, not a curated record. NCBI's taxonomy places the organism in Eukaryota, Fungi, Basidiomycota, Agaricomycetes, Boletales, Suillaceae. The transcript has a single exon. The annotation marks the transcript as partial.